Molecule: messenger RNA, 439 nt
Organism: Daphnia pulex (common water flea)
Lineage: Eukaryota; Metazoa; Arthropoda; Branchiopoda; Diplostraca; Daphniidae
Product: complex III assembly factor LYRM7-like
Exons: 5
Coding region: 76-381 (101 amino acids)
Biological process (GO): mitochondrial respiratory chain complex III assembly
Source: RefSeq, a predicted model, not a curated record
AAACACAUUUAGAUGUAAUUCAAAAAAUGUUGUGGUUCUGUUUUGAUUCUACAACGCUGUUUGUCAAAACAGAAAAUGGCCGCCCCCCUUAGAGCAGAGGUUCUAAAAUGUUUUCGGUGUCUACAUCGAACUCGUACCAAAGUGUUUACCAAUGAUCAAGUCGCCAUGGAUGCCGCUCGCCUGAAAAUCAAUUCUGAAUUCCGAAAAUAUCAGAGAAUAUCAAGUCAAGAAGCAAUAGCAGAAUUAAUCAAGCUUGGAAACCAAGCAGAGGAAAUUCUACGGACAAGUGUUGUGCAGGUCACCCCCACCGAAGAAAACACUUUCAGACUCCAUAUAACAAAGGACACCUUUAUGCACAACAACACGCCAUAUAGGGGAUGAUUUAGAAUGUAUGUUAGUGUAUAUGAUUGUGAAAAAUAGAGAGACUGUAACAUUUCAA